AUGUCGCGCUCUCUCCUCAUCACCGGCGCCACAGGCAGACAAGGCGGCGCCGCCAUCCGCGCCCUCCUCUCCAAAAACGCAGACUUCAGGCUCCUCGCCGUCACACGCGACAAGACUUCCCCCUCCGCCCAAAGGCUCGCCAGCCUAUCCCCGAAAGUCACUCUCCUCCAGGGCGAUCUCAACAAGACAGACGCCCUCUUCCAACAAGCGAGAGAAGUCACCGGCUCGUCUCCAUGGGGAGUCUUUAGCGUCCAGGCCCUCAAACCAGGCCCCAAAGGCCCCCCCAUCGAACAAGCCCAAGGCAAAGCCCUCAUCGACUCCGCCCUCCAAUCCGGCGUAAAGCACUUCGUCUACUCCUCCGUCGACCGCCACGGCCCAGAAUCAUUCACCAACCCGACCGACAUCCCGCACUUCGUCAGCAAGCACAACAUCGAGCACCACCUCGUCAACUCCGCAGCAAAGCCCAACAGCGGCAUGUCCUGGACCAUCCUCAGGCCGGUCGCCUUCAUGGACAACCUCGACGGCGGCUUCUUCGGCAAGCUCUUCGCCACAGCCAUCAAGCUCAAGCUCUCCGGAGACGCUGCGAAGCCUCUCCAGCUCGUCGCCACAGAGGACAUUGGCCACGUCGCCGCCGAAGCGUUUCUCCGUCCUGAGGAGUACAGCGGGAAAGCCAUCUCGCUCGCCGGGGACCAAGUCACUUUUCAGCAGCUGUCGGACAUUUUUCGCGAAAAGACGGGUUCUCCUGUGCCCGUCACCUGGGACGUUGUAGCGAGAAUGGUCUUGGCCAUGUCCAAGGAGAUGAGGACCAUGUUUGACUUUUUCCAAAGGGAGGGCUAUGGUGCAGAUAUUGAGGCGCUGAGAAGGCAAUAUCCACAGCUCAAGGACUUGAGGACAUGGUUGGAAUCCACUCCGUAUGUGAAGAAGUAA
Messenger RNA from Trichoderma reesei QM6a, 927 nucleotides. RefSeq lists its product as uncharacterized. The transcript has 2 exons. Lineage: Eukaryota; Fungi; Ascomycota; Sordariomycetes; Hypocreales; Hypocreaceae. The record is from RefSeq and is a predicted model, not a curated record. Bases 1 to 927 code for a protein of 308 amino acids.